CUUCAACUAACUCCUUUCAACUAACCUCUUCUUCUCCACUGACAAAACCCCAAUUCCCCCAAAUUCCUCAUCCCUAAAUCCCAUUCCUGCUCUUCUCGCUCUAACCAAAAUGAUGGACGUCGACCCCAAAUUCGGCAAGCCCGCGUAUAAUCCGGGUCGGGCCGACCUGGACCAGAUAUCCGACGCUCCGGCCCGGGUGGCGUUCCACCGCCGGGCCCACUCGGAGACCUUCUUCCGCUUCCCAGACCUCGACGACAUCCUCGUCGACGGCGUCCUCGCUGACCUCAACCUCGAGACGCCGCCGUCUAUGCACGCGGCGGCGCCGCCGCCUCAGCAGCAGCCGAAGAGGAGCGACGGGCUGGCGCACCUGCGGAGCCUGUCGGUGGACGCGGAUUUCUUCGAGGGGCUGGUGCUGGACGGGCCGCCGUCGGCGGAGGCGGGGCCGCGGCACAGGCAUAGCAACUCGAUGGAUGGGUACUCCAGUACGACGUCGUCGUGCGAGGUGGAUUCAAAUGCGAAGAAGGCUAUUGCUGCUGAUAGGCUGGCGGAGCUCGCCCUGAUUGACCCUAAGAGAGCCAAAAGGAUACUGGCGAAUAGACAAUCUGCUGCACGAUCUAAAGAGAGAAAAACACGCUACACAAGUGAACUGGAGAGGAAAGUUCAAACUCUGCAAAGUGAAGCCACCACGCUCUCAGCUAAGAUCACAUUGUUGCAGAGAGACACGAGCGGGUUGACAGCUGAGAACAAGGAACUCAAACUGAAGCUGCAGGCCAUGGAACAGCAAGCACACCUCAGAGAUGCUCUGAACGAAGCGCUGAGGAAUGAACUGCAGUGGCUCAAGAUUACAGCCGGCCAAAUGCAUGGCUCCAAUGGAAGCAGCAGGGGAUCGUCCUCCCCAUUUUCACCACCCCGGCCUCCAAUGACAAAUUACUAUGCGCAGCAGCAGCAGCAGCAGCAUACAAGUCCCAACAACGCAAGACGCAGUCCAUAGCUGCAACCUAACUGGAGGAGUUGAUGAUGAUGUCAUUUGUAAAAGAGAAGUAUAUUAUGGAGUUGUAUAUAAACACGUACGCAUGCUCUGCCUUGUAUUACGAUCUAUAGUCUAGAGAAAGCUGCUAGAAAUUAUGUUAUCUGUGUAAAUGUAGUGUUUACAUACAUGCAUACUACUGAAUGCCUAUCUUGUAUCAUGACCACUUAGGAAAGCUUCUUUGCCAGAAUAUGUAGCUCUUUAAUACGUUAAAACCAA
Salvia miltiorrhiza (redroot sage) is the source of this 1246-nucleotide messenger RNA. Its product is annotated as transcription factor VIP1-like. The record is from RefSeq and is a predicted model, not a curated record. The transcript is spliced from 4 exons. Gene Ontology annotation, cellular component: nucleus. Gene Ontology annotation, biological process: regulation of DNA-templated transcription. Gene Ontology annotation, molecular function: DNA-binding transcription factor activity. NCBI's taxonomy places the organism in Eukaryota, Viridiplantae, Streptophyta, Magnoliopsida, Lamiales, Lamiaceae. The coding region runs from base 110 to 991 and encodes 293 amino acids.